Messenger RNA from Linum trigynum, 2169 nucleotides. The record is from the annotation of a GenBank genome assembly. Lineage: Eukaryota; Viridiplantae; Streptophyta; Magnoliopsida; Malpighiales; Linaceae.
GUCACCCAACCUGCCGCCUCUCCCAUUCCCCCAUUUGAGAGACAGCUCAAUGAGGAGAUCUCGCCAACUUCUCGUCUUCUAUUCGUCUGCGGGAUCGGUUGGGGUAAUAAUUUGGGGGAAAUCCAAAUGGAGAGUUUGGUAGUGGCGGAACAGAGGAGCGAGGCAUUGGUGGUCGGAAAAUUAAAGAUGGAUCCUCGUCGGCGGCGGUGGCGGAUAUUUCCUUUGCGUCCACUUAAUCGUUUGUUCCUGCGGUGAUGAUGCAGCGGAGGAUAGAGUUCCACCUGGCGAGGAAGCAGUACGGUGGACAGGGAAUGUGUCGGGAUUUCCGAUCGAAAUGCUACACCUUGAUUCAUCGAAGAGGGAGCUGACGACGACAAUGUCGCGGCAGGUGGUGAAGAGAGGCGACGGGACGACGAUGAAUUUGUGGGAGAACGAGAUCAGUAGCUAGCUUCGAUAUUACAUUUCACCUAUAUCUGCAAUUUUUAGCAUUCAAGUUUUGAUCCUUUUCCGUGCCUCUAAUGUGGGUAUGAGGUUUCCGAUCUAAUUGUGUACAUGGCUACCUCGAAAUGUUGAGCUAAGCUAUUUAUGGUAAGCUUGGAAUCGAACUGAAUCAUGAUCCUUACCUAUUGGGAUGAGUGAAGCUGUCCGGUCUGUGACAGGUAGCGGGUAUAAUUUAACAACUAAGGGUAUUAGAGUAAAUUUAAUAUAAUUAGGGCGAUGAAUAAAGAUUUUUAGGGCGACGAAUAGCAAUCCCCUUUAAUUAAGGGCUAAUACCAUUACAACACCCGAACUAUUGGAAAAAUGCGACUUGUAUCCUAUUUUAUUCAAUAUUCCUUUUCUAUCCCGCCAUAUGAUACUUUGUGCCAUUUGUAUCCUGACCAUUUUGUUGACCGUUAAAAAUAAUGGUUAACCAAACGGCAGUCAAGCCAAUGUUGACUUUUGCUGACGUGGUAGAAAAUGUGGCAUCCACGUCAGUAACAUUUUCUUAAUUCAAAAUCAAAUAAAAAUACAAAAAUCAUUAAAAUUACAAAAAUAAAAUCCCCAUCGUCGCCUUCAACCCCCUACCCGCCUCGCUCUGCUUCGCCCUUCACCGGAGACAGAGCUCUUUGUUGCCUUCAAACCCUUCCCAGAAUCAACAUGAUAACAACGAUCUCUCUGCCUCUAUCUUCCCCGGCGGCAACCUGCUCUCCAAAGCGACCUCGACAUGGCUUCCUCAACUCUCUCCAGCUUUCUCCACAACCUCGAUUUGAAGCUCAGAUCCGGCGUCCUCCACCAGUCGAACACCAUCGUUUUAUCCCAGCCAGGGGUGGAAUCGAAGAAGGAAGAGCUUGCGUUGUUUUUGAGAGAUCUAUUCACCAUAUUGCAAAUCGGCGGGCUGGAAUUCAAGAAGAAGGGGCACGAAUCUCUGCUUCUCAACGACGAUGAGAAGUCGGGAGUUUAAGUGUCGAUGUUGACAUCGUCUGCAAACGACUAAUAGAGGAAGAUUGUGUGUCGAGGAAGGUGGAUUGGGCCAGCCGACGAGAGUUCCUGAUUAGGCUAUCUUUGCCCAAAUUGUGCCUCAGAUUUCUUCGAUUUGGGGAUAGGGAGCUUUGUUAAUAAGCUUGCCGAUUUCGAUCCAAAUAUCUAGAUAUGCUUGCUUGAUUUCCUUACUUCGACAACGACUAUCUAUUUCUCUUCUUUUGUUCUCCCUGAUUUCCUCUGAGUCUCGCAAGAUCGGAAAACCCAUAUUUGUAAUGUUCAUCCACCACCAGUCUAUCAACCAUAUGAGUUCCAACCACAACAUAUCCUCCACCACUUUAUUAAUCAUUUUAUACAACCCACAAAACACGAGCUUCGCACAAUAGCGAAGAAGAAGGAUUAGAAGAAUGAAUGGAUUUGAGAGCAACGACGGCGAGUUUAGAAUAACAGGAAGAUGAGGAUUCCAAGGAGGUGAAGGAGCGGCGAUGUCUGAAGGGUUUUUUUAUUUCUAUUUUAUUUUGGAUUUUGGAAAUAUUUUUUAGUGUUUUAUUCUCUUUUUUAUAUUUUUAUUUAUUUAUGUGAAAAAUAAAUAAAAACUAAAAUUGAAAAUUACAUGUCAGAUGCCACGUCAAUGCUGACCAAAUUUCUGUUAAAUACUAAAGGUCAACACUAACGGAAAAAUAGUUCGGGAUAUAAAUGGAAUAUUGGAUA